Molecule: messenger RNA, 1806 nt
Organism: Trypanosoma cruzi
Lineage: Eukaryota; Euglenozoa; Kinetoplastea; Trypanosomatida; Trypanosomatidae
Product: phosphate transporter, putative
Exons: 1
Coding region: 1-1806 (601 amino acids)
Biological process (GO): phosphate ion transmembrane transport
Cellular component (GO): membrane
Molecular function (GO): phosphate transmembrane transporter activity
Source: RefSeq, a predicted model, not a curated record
AUGCAUCCAAAGUGCAACCUCCCUUUGAGCCGUUCCCUUCCCCUUGUCUGCAUCUGCUCACUAUUCAGUUUUCUUUCAGGCGUCGGCAUUGGCGCGAACGAUUUAAGUGCGAAUUUUGCCAUGGUGGUAGGGAGCGGCUCCCUUAAUAUGCGUCAGGCAGUUUUCUACUGCACGGUAUUUGAGUUACUUGGCGCCGCCUUCAUGGGUGGGCAUGUCAGUGGGACGAUUCGAAAAGGGAUUGUUGAUCCUGCGUUGUUCACUCUGGAUCGAGACAUGGUGCUCAUUGGCAUGACAUGUGCAAGUUUUGCGGCAGCUGUAUGGCUUUAUCUUUCCACUGUACUUGGGCUGCCCGUGUCGAUCACCCACACGGUGGUGGGAUCCAUCCUUGGAUUUGCCGUCUUCUCUAGUGGCUCUUUCCAAUACGUGCAGCCACGCGGCAUUGUAAAAAUUUUGGUUUCAUGGCUGCUUGCCCCUCCGGUUGCUGGGGCUGUGACGGCGGGUAUAUUCUAUCUUCUCCGCAAGUACAUAUUGACGGUUAAGGGACGUUCCUUUCAGAACGCCUUGUGGUCGCUGCCGUACUGUCUGAUAUUUUCCCUUCUCAUUGACCUUAUGUUUGUUGUGAUUGAGCAGCCACCCGUUAUCACUGUGACGAUUGCAAAAUUUCUGCCCGUCGAUGUGCAAUAUCUUUUUUUCCUCUUGGCAAUCCUUUUUGCCUGCUGGAUUGCUUCCUCCGCGGUCUUUCCACGUCUAGCGGAGGAGUCAUGGAAAUUGAAAUCAUUUGUCUGGGAGUCGGAGGUGCUGCGCACGGAGGAGGAGGAUGCCGAGUCAAGAGCCGCGGCACGCUGCACGGAGACCGAGGGCGGCGAUGGGCGGAUGCAACACUUUUUUUUUGCUUCUACCGAUCAUGGGACGGCGGUUUCCGAGAUCCAUACGGAGAAUACUGGGAGUGUGCCCCUGCCACGGAAGGUCGCGGCACUUAUGCACGAUUCCGGUAGCUUUUUCCUGUCGACAUUGGGCUCGGUUAGGGUGCAGUUGCUUCCCCAACAUAGCGUCCGGGCUGCACCCGUGACGCGCAACUCGAUUCAUUCAGCGUCUUUUCCAAAGAAGGGUGAGGCACAGUCCAUGGCGUCGGCGUCCACUGUCUCCUACGGCGCGGUGGCGAAUGUGGAAGAUGAACCGAAGGCAUCCGUUGACGUGGGUUUGAACGAUGAGUUUAUGGAGGAGGACUGGGGGUUGGACCGCCCGAUGCAGCCGAUAAACUUCCGUGGAAUUAGUAUUAAACCAUUUAAUCCACGAGCGGAGUACCUGUUCACCGCGCUGCAAGUUGUCGCGGGCAGCAUGUCUAGUUUUGUGCACGGGGCUGUGGCUGGGGCGAAUGCAACCGCCGCCUUUGUCAUUUUUUACGAUACCUUUGCGGUGUCGGAGCUUGGAGAGGAACCGCUUGGCAGCAGCUGGGCUGUGUUGCCAGCGAUGCUGGGCAUCGCCAUCGGCAUGUUCACGCUGGGGGCACGUUUGAUGAAGACUGUCGGAGUGGAGCUGGUGACUGUGACCCCGGCACGUGGGUGGUGUAUUCAGGCUGGCAGUACCCUCGUCACGAUGAUUCUCACGGGCAUCGGAAUUCCCGUCUCGCUGUCGCAGGCGCAGGUGGGUGCGGCCAUUGGGUGCGGCCUGCUGGACGCACGGACGAGGGGUGUAGAGUGGGGCAUCGUAUUGAAGAUUGCCUGCGGGUGGGUGGUGACGCUCGCGAUAAGCGCUGCCACAACAGGCGUCUCCAUGUGGCUGUUGGCCUCCUUUUACUGCGCCUAA